Blastomyces gilchristii SLH14081 is the source of this 1011-nucleotide messenger RNA. Its product is annotated as glyceraldehyde-3-phosphate dehydrogenase. The record is from RefSeq and is a predicted model, not a curated record. Lineage: Eukaryota; Fungi; Ascomycota; Eurotiomycetes; Onygenales; Ajellomycetaceae. Gene Ontology annotation, biological process: glucose metabolic process. Gene Ontology annotation, molecular function: oxidoreductase activity, acting on the aldehyde or oxo group of donors, NAD or NADP as acceptor; NAD binding; NADP binding. Bases 1 to 1011 code for a protein of 336 amino acids. The transcript has 7 exons.
AUGGCUAUCAAGGUCGGAAUCAACGGCUUCGGUCGCAUUGGCCGCAUUGUCUUGCGAAAUGCUAUUGAGCACGAUGACGUGGAGAUCGUUGCCGUGAACGAUCCUUUCAUUGAGACUCACUAUGCUGCCUACAUGCUCAAAUAUGAUUCCACACACGGCCAGUUCAAGGGCGACAUCGUCGUCGGCGACAACGGCCUGACCGUCAACGGCAAGACCGUCCACUUCUACCAAGAGAGAGACCCCGCCAACAUCCCCUGGGGCAAGCACGGCGUCAAUUACGUUGUCGAGUCCACCGGUGUCUUCACCACCACCGAGAAGGCUAGCGCCCACUUGAAGGGUGGCGCCAAGAAGGUCAUCAUCUCCGCCCCCUCCGCCGACGCCCCCAUGUUCGUCAUGGGAGUCAACGAGCAUACGUACACCAAGGACAUCAACGUCCUCUCCAACGCCUCCUGCACCACCAACUGCCUCGCCCCGCUCGCAAAGGUCAUCAACGACAACUUCGGCCUGACCGAGGGCCUCAUGACCACCAUCCACGCAUACACUGCCACCCAGAAGACCGUCGACGGCCCUUCCUCCAAGGACUGGCGUGGUGGCCGCACUGCUGCUCAGAACAUCAUCCCCAGCAGCACCGGUGCCGCCAAGGCCGUCGGCAAGGUCAUUCCUUCCCUCAACGGCAAGCUCACCGGCAUGGCCAUGCGUGUGCCCACCGCCAACGUCUCCGUCGUCGACCUGACCUGCAAGACUGAGAAGCCCGUCACCUACGAGGAGAUCAAGCGGGCCGUCAAGGCUGCCUCUGAGGGCGAACUCAAGGGCAUCCUCGGCUACUCCGAAGACGCUCUCGUGUCCACCGACUUGAACGGAGACCCCCGCUCCUCCAUCUUCGACGCCUCCGCCGGCAUUGCCCUCAACAGCAACUUUGUCAAGCUCAUCUCCUGGUAUGACAACGAGUGGGGCUACUCCCGCCGUGUCCUCGACCUCAUCUGGCGCGAAUUUGCUCUGUGUAGGGUGUGA